UACGGCGAUCUCUCUCCCAAUGCGGACCCUAUUUGACGAUUCUUGUUCCGCACGGGGGCAAACCACUGUGGUGGCGAUAUCUUCCCAAUGACGACCAUAUUCCAGUGUGUUCGACGGUCUUUCUGUUCCAUGAGGACAAACCAGCAAAUUCUACAUAUAUUUGGAUCAUUAAAAAUAUUGCGUGGAGCCAACCAAAUAAAUACAAGCCCGGGUUAUCACACUGGGGAUCUUCCAUUGCGCAUAGGAACAUGGAGAGGCUUUCAACAUGUUCAAUGUCAAAAAGAAAUGUGAUCGUACUCUGUGCUACAUUCGCUUCCAGCUUUCUUGCGGCAACGUGUGUUUGUAUGGUGAUUACCGCAACCUUGGUCGAAAACCCGACUAAAGUGGGCUGGUUGAAGACUGUUCGUUGGACACCUGGUACCCUACAAGUUGCCAUCUAUGACUUCUUGAUUAAUCCCUUGGAUACAUGUCAGUUAGAAACGAAAAGCAACACGUUGCUGAUAUUGGUCAAGUCGGCGACCUCCCACACAUCGCGUAGGAAUGUUAUCCGGGAGACUUAUAUCGAUUCUAUUCAGGAGUUCAACCUGUCUGCCAGAGUGUUGUUUGUCCUAGGAAAUACUAAGGAUAAACAUGAGACAGAAAGCAUCUGGGAGGAGGCUGAACUGUAUGGGGAUAUCUUGCAGGUGGACUUUGCCGACCAUUACUACAACCUCACCAUCAAACUCGUGAUGAGCUUAAAGUGGGCGGUCAAUUUCUGUAGCGACACCGAGUUUGUGAUGUCCAUUGAUGACGAUGUCAUGCUUGACGUUGUGACUCUUGUCCGGGAUUUAGAGUCGCUGCCGAUGGAGCGUCAGUCGGACUUCUUCCUGGGGAAGCCAAACAUCGGCCCACCAGACCGAAAUGCGUACAGCAAAUGGUACAUCCCGAGAGAGUUGUACCCAGAGGAUACCUACCCAGUGUCACCGUUUGGUCACGGAUAUGUAAUGUCACAGGAUGUGGUACAGAAGCUCUACGAAGCCUCCACAGAAUGCCUUCCUAGGGUUCCAUUUGAUGACGUCUACUGCGGAAUGCUGUUGCAAAGGAGAAACAUCGAGAUUGUCGACAGACUAAACUUCUACAAAGAGCUUCAUCCGAAGAGACGAUCCAAAGACUACAUGAAGCUACAGCUCUCCGAAAAUGAGAUGAAGCGUACUUGGAAUUGCAUGCGCUUGGAAAACCUCUAUGGAUCCGCCCAAAGGUUUACAUGCGAAAAUUCAGUCUUAUUUAUACUAAUAUUGAUUUCAUUACUCAUUACCAUCAUUGUAAGGAAUUGGUACCACCACAAUCUGGAACAUAGUAGAACGCUUUCGAGGACACUGGGUUUCAGUGGCCUCAUACUCUCCAUCUCAAGAAAAAAGUUAGGUAGUAAAACAUUUCAAGGACGCAAUUUUUCUUUCGUGUAAUAUCAGGAUAUAACAUGGUAAAUUCUUAAGAAAUUCUUAAGAUAUUGUAGACGUCAUCUUUGUAUCGUGCUAACAGGAAAUGAAGGAAGGUUCCAUGAACAUUUGCAGAGCUUUAUCUCACAGGAGUCCACUCAUAUUGUUUCAUUUGUGACAAAACAAUGGCUAACAAGAAAGAAAGAUUUCAAAGUUUUUAAAAUGAGAAGGGAAGAAUUCUGAGUUCAGCAAUGGAAACAAUACUGCGAUGUGUAUAGCGUCAACCUCUUUGAAACAUCUUAAAGUGAGAUAAUGAUUUGUUAAUUGCUUGAUGUCGCUUAACAAGAAAACUGAGAACAAUAACUAAUGACUAAAUGACAUGUCAUUUAAUAAUUAAUGUGUUUUAUAUGGUUCAGACUGUAAAAUACAAAUUGUACAUGGAUAGCUACUUCAAUAAUCACCCUAAAUAUAUACUAACUGUGAGUGGAAGUUGGAAAAUGAUAUUAAGGUUAUGUUUGAUAAGAUUCAUGUCAUAAAGAAGUGAUAAGUAGAUUUUAAUAAUCAAUCCCUAAUCAUGAAUUGGACACGGAGGUGCCGUGGGGGCUGUGGCCGAGUGGUCUAAGGCGCCUGGCUAUACAUAGAAAGUCCGUGGCUCGAUCCACGGCUGCGGCACCUAUGCCCGUGAGCAAACAUUUAAUGUAUAAUGCUUUUUUUAUCCUGCUUUCAAAUGGAAAUGCUAUAUGCAUUAUUGGUAACUUGGUGUGCACUUUUUUAAAAAAGAAUAUGUUUCAGAACGUUGGAUCAAAUUAGCAACGCGUGACCAUUAAAACGACGCGAUCACCUGACCUAAUGUCCUGAAAAAUCACAAAACACUAAAUUCAUGAUUGUGCAAUUCAAUUUUAGUUGAAAGAAUGGAUUUCCUUUGAUUUUUUCUGCACAUUUUAGUUGAAAGAAUGCAAGACGAUUCAACACUGCAAAUGUAGAGUAAUACAGGGUAAUACCCGUUUGUUGAGCAAUGUGGAACAGAUCGAGCAUACUGAUCUUAUGAUUUUCAUUACAGAUCGAGCAUACUGAUCUUAAACAAAUAGGAGUAAUGCCG
Lytechinus variegatus (green sea urchin) is the source of this 2514-nucleotide messenger RNA. RefSeq names its product beta-1,3-galactosyltransferase 1-like. Bases 249 to 1442 code for a protein of 397 amino acids. Gene Ontology annotation, cellular component: membrane. The record is from RefSeq and is a predicted model, not a curated record. The transcript has a single exon. Gene Ontology annotation, molecular function: hexosyltransferase activity. NCBI's taxonomy places the organism in Eukaryota, Metazoa, Echinodermata, Echinoidea, Temnopleuroida, Toxopneustidae.